Molecule: messenger RNA, 2834 nt
Organism: Rosa rugosa (rugosa rose)
Lineage: Eukaryota; Viridiplantae; Streptophyta; Magnoliopsida; Rosales; Rosaceae
Product: sec1 family domain-containing protein MIP3
Exons: 7
Coding region: 118-2721 (867 amino acids)
Biological process (GO): intracellular protein transport; vesicle-mediated transport
Source: RefSeq, a predicted model, not a curated record
GACUGGUCACAGGUCUUGAUGGUUCGGAGCUUACAAAUAGUGAGUGAGUAGAAUUAAGAAUUGUGAGUUGCGAACGAAUUGAAUCCGUAAGAUAAUUGUUGAGAUGAUUUUAUAAACAUGGCUUUGGUCGACGUCACCAAAUCUUGCCUCGAUUCAAUUAGCCAGAUAUCGGAGCAAAUUGAAGGUUCUGUUCUUUACCUAGAUGCUGGAUCUACAGAGAGUUUCCAGUACAUUGGAGCAUUUCCUCUCUUACUCAACCAUGGAGUUCGUGCCAUUUGCAGUUUGGAAAAUAUGUCUUCUCUUGAUGCGGUAGUUGAUUGGAAUGCAAAUUCUGAUCCUGAUAGGAAAGUCGUGGUGGUAACAACUCGUUUGCUAAGUGAUGCACAUCGAUAUAUAUUACGUUGUCUUAGCACUCAUCCAGCUGUCCAUUGUUGUACUAUAUUCACAUCUAUCUCAGAGAUAGCCCAUUCAGCAUAUCCUGAUUCACCUCUGGGACCAGAUGCAUUUCAUGAAUAUGAAUCCUUGCUUGUCCAAGAUUAUGAGGAACUUAUCAAGAAAGGUGUAAAGAAACCCUUACAGCCGGGUGUUAGCAACUUCAAGGAUAAUAUAGAUUUAGGAGAUGAAGGACGGUCACAACUUGCUCCGAGUGAAGAGGACAUAUCUCACCCCCAAGCUAGUUCAACUGCAAGAGAUUCCUAUGGAGAGAAUCUGAUUGCUGAUACAGAAGUAGGGAAAAAUUUGGUUGUUUCUGUGCGUCACUUCCCAAUGAUUAUCUGUCCUUUUUCACCAAGAGUCUUUGUUUUACCUCCAGAGGGAUCAGUUGCUGAAGCAUACUUAUCAGCUAAACAUGAGGAUGCCCUUAGUCCUGGAUUACCCUCCUUAAGUACUGGGUUGCUUUCUGAUGGUGAUGAUAUUCCUCCUGGGGCAACUCUUACAGCAAAUUUUCUUUACCAUUUUGCGGCCAAGUUGGACCUGAAGAUGGAGAUAUUUUCACUUGGUGAUCUCUCAAAAACUGUGGGGAAGAUGUUGACAGACAUGUCAAGUCUUUAUGAUGUUGGUCGCCGUAAACGAUCAGCAGGGCUAUUACUCAUUGACCGUACACUAGAUCUUCUUACUCCAUGCUGUCAUGGAGAUUCACUUGUUGACCGUGUGUUUUCAUCCUUGCCUCGUAGGGAAAAUACAGCAUCCUAUACUCAAAUAAAAACCUCAAAAAGCCAACUAAAACAGGGCCCUUCAAACCUGGAACGUGCUUCUCUUGAUGUUCAGAUACCACUUGCUAAAAUUCUAAGUGAAGAAGAUUGCAAGAUAGAGAACUUUCGGCUAUUAGAAAGCAUUGAAGCUUUUCUAUGUGGGUGGGAUUCUGGAAACUCUGCUUCUCAAGUUUUAGAUCUGAGCAAUCUCAAGAACAAAAUUCAUGAUGAGAAGCUUCCCCAGUUAGAGAAUGAGCUUCUAAGAGGGUCUCUUGUGUCCACUGAAAGUUUUCGAGGAACACCAUAUUUGGAAACUCUACUAGAUAGGAAAACCAAAGAUGGGACCAUACUAGUAAAGAAGUGGCUUCAAGAAGCUCUUCGUCGGGAAAAUAUCUCUGUGAAUGUGAAAUCCCGUCCUGGUUUUGCUACAAAGUCAGAGUUGCAAGCUAUGACAAAAGCACUGGCCAAAUCCCAGUCAUCUCUACUGAAAAACAAAGGAAUUAUUCAGUUGGCAGCGGCCGUACUGGCUGCACUUGAUGAAUCUCAUUCAUCCAGAUGGGAAGCAUUUAGCAAUGCAGAGAAAAUAUUAAGUGUAAGUGCUGAAGACACAAGCCAGAGUCUUGCUGUGCAAAUUGGUGAUUUUAUUAAUAAGAGUGCUUUGUUGGGAUUGCAUGGACAGAAGAAUGGAAAAUUUGGGGUCUCCCAAGGGGUACUUUCUUUUCAGGAUACUUUGUAUCUUAUGAUUUCUGGAUAUAUAUUAGCUGGUGAGAAUUUCCCAACAGCUGGGAAUGAUGGCCCCUUUUCUUGGCAAGAGGAGCAACUAUUGAAAGAUUCUAUUGUUGAAGCAAUUCUUGAAAACCCUUCAAUAGCAAAACUGAAGUUUCUUCAUGGCCUAAUGGAAGAGCUUGAGACCAACUUAAGCAGGAUCAAAUCAGAGGAAAGCAAGGGGACAUCCUCAGAUCAAAUAGAUAUCGAUGAUCUUGAUGACGAUCAGUGGGGUAAAUGGGGUGAUGAAGAUGUUGAUGAUACAAAUAACAGUAAAGAGAAAGUGUAUGAUGACAUGCAGCUGAAGUUGGAGUUGCGUGAUAGGGUGGAUAACCUUUUCAAAUUCCUUCACAAGUUAUCCAGUUUGAAGAGUCGAAACAUACCAUUGAAGGAUGGGGCUUUAGAUUCGGACAAUAAUUUCAGCGGAGAUCCAUAUGCUAGUAGAGGAUUACUUUAUAAGCUUCUAACACGGGUAUUAAGCAAGAAUGAUGUUCCUGGUUUGGAGUAUCACUCUUCUACUGUGGGGCAACUAUUUAAAAGUGGCUUCAGAAGAUUUGGCCUUGGGCAGGCAAAACCAAGUUUAGCCGAUCAAAAUGUCAUCCUUGUAUUUGUUAUUGGGGGCAUCAAUGGUGUGGAGGUUCGCGAAGCUCAAGAGGCAUUAUCUGAAAGUGGAAGACCGGAUAUAGAAAUGAUUCUUGGUGGAACAACUCUCCUAACUCCUGACGACAUGCUUGACUUGCUACUGGGGAAAUCUAGUUAUUUUUGAUGGUUUUAUAGUCUGGAAUACGAUAAAAUCCCAUAGAGAGAGCAAAAUAGGUGUAAUGUAUUGUAUUGUUGGCUACUAUUUCAGGAGCAAUAAAUCUUUUGUUUUUCUUUGAA